Ictalurus punctatus (channel catfish) is the source of this 7247-nucleotide messenger RNA. RefSeq names its product latent-transforming growth factor beta-binding protein 1. NCBI's taxonomy places the organism in Eukaryota, Metazoa, Chordata, Actinopteri, Siluriformes, Ictaluridae. The record is from RefSeq and is a predicted model, not a curated record. Gene Ontology annotation, molecular function: calcium ion binding.
CCGAAGCCCCGCCCCCUGUGCGUGAGGAGGAGAGGGGGGCGUGUUUCCGUGUGUUCGGUGGCGGGCAUCAGUGUUUACACCCCGUCUCCACCGAGCUGAGCAAACAGCUGUGCUGCUGCAGCGUGGGGAAGGCGUGGGGGGGCAAGUGUGAGCGCUGUCCACUGCCUGGAACAGCUGCAUUUAAGGAGAUUUGUCCCGGCGGUUUGGGUUAUCAUGUGACCAAUCCGUACGUCUAUAAACCCAAACCUCCGCCUCCUCCUCCUGUAAACCCGGAGGUGUACGAACGAAGCGAUGGAUACCGUCCUGUGAUCACACACCCGAAACCCACCGUAGCGAUCUCACCGCUGCCCGUCCCCACGGUCCAGCAGCCCAUCGAGGCUUUCGGAUUCACUGAGAGACACCUACCUGUCCCAGUGGUGCUGGAGAAGACCUCUCCAGCUGCACCAGUCGUCCUUUUACCAUCCAGCGCUAGUCAGGACAUCUACCCAACUCAGUUUGCAGAAGUGGACGAGUGUGUGAUUAGUCCUGAUAUUUGUGGUCAAGGGUUUUGCUACGAUACGGCCGAGAGCUACAACUGCAUCUGCGAUGAGGGCUACAAGCUGAACGACGAGGCCACUACAUGCGUAGAUGUUGAUGAGUGUGUGGACGAUCCUCAGCUGUGUGUUAACGGUCGCUGUAAGAACACACCUGGCAGUUUCACCUGUGUGUGUAAGCUGGGCUUUAAUCUGGACGAGGAGGGAACCAGCUGCAUCGAUGUAAAUGAGUGUGAAGCUCCGUACGUGUGUCCCGAGAACAGUGUGUGUGUGAACACAGCCGGCUCGUACACGUGUCGUCAGUGCAGCAGAGGAUACACACUGGGUCAGAGCGGACAGUGUGAAGACGUAGAUGAGUGUCAGAAUGGAAGUGUGUGUCCGUCUGGUCUGUGUUAUAACACACUCGGCUCGUACAUGUGCAGCCCGUGUCCUGAAGGCUUCCAGGGCAAAGAUGGCAAGUGUGUGGAUAUCGAUGAGUGUGUGGACGGAUCCGUGUGUGUUCAUGGUCAGUGCUCCAAUCGUGAAGGUUUCUUCAUCUGCACGUGUGAUGACGGCUUCACUCCUACUCCAGACCGCAAAGCCUGCACAGACAUUGAUGAGUGCCAGGAUGAGAGUGUGUGUACGAGGGGUCACUGUGAGAACACAGAGGGAGCGUUCAUCUGUCACUGUGAGAGCGGAUUUACACUCUCAGAGUCAGGAGAGCAGUGUGAUGAUGUGGAUGAAUGUCAGGAACUGACGGGGCUGUGUGAUGGUGUCGGUCAGUGUGUUAAUAACAUUGGAUCAUACCACUGUAACUGCCCCCCGGGGUACAGGCAGGUCAACGGCACUCGCUGUCAAGACGUCGAUGAGUGUGUAGAGGAGACUCUGAAGCUGCACAGCGUGGAGUGUGUGAACACAGAGGGCUCAUUUUACUUCAUCUGUGAGCACGGAUACGCCUGGACACAGGAUCCACCCGCGUGCGAGGAUGUGGAUGAGUGCGCUCUGAACAGGAGUGUGUGUCGACACGGUGUGUGUCAGAACACUGUGGGAUCAUUUAUAUGUCAGUGUGAUCUGGGAUAUGAGGACAAACACAACGGCCAGGGCUGUGAGGACAUGAAUGAGUGUGAGCUCCUGAGUGAUGUGUGUGGUGAGGCGGUGUGUGAGAACGUACCAGGGUCUUUUGUGUGCGUGUGUCCCGAAGAGGGCUUUGAGUUCAACCAGAUGACGGCGAAGUGUUUACCUGCUGCUAAAGCCUCGUCCACAGAGAGGAAAGUGUGUUACUACAAUCUGAGCGAUGAAAAUCUGUGCGAUAACGUUCUGGCGAGCAGCGUGACCAUCGAGGAGUGCUGCUGUACGCUCGGCGCAGGAUGGGGCGACAACUGCGAGGUCUUCCCCUGUCCUGUCCAAGGCUCAGAUCAGUUCGCUCAGAUGUGUCCGGCCGGACGAGGCAGCGUUCCAAACAGAGAGGACGCCUCACCUGUUACCUACAAAGAUGCUGAUGAAUGCGACAUCUUUAAGGAGGAGAUCUGUAAGGACGGAUUCUGUCAGGACACACCAGGAGCAUUCGAGUGUUACUGUAAAGCUGGACUGUACUACGACGAGGCCAAACUGCAGUGUGUAGACACAGACGAGUGUUUAGACGAGUUGAACUGUGUGGAUGGUCAGUGUUUGAAUAAUCACGGAUCGUAUCAGUGUUUCUGUACACCCCCCGCGGUGCUCGAUGCUACCAGUAAGCGCUGUAUGUUCCCCGGGGCUGCAGAGCCCAGUGAGCAGCAGGGUGUGUUUCAGGAGAUCUGUUGGCAGAGUGUGUCUCCUACACUGACCUGCAUGAACGCGCUGAGUAACCGAGUGACCACUUACACCGAGUGCUGCUGUCUGUACGGAGAGGCCUGGGGCAUGCAGUGUGCACUGUGUCCUCUUAAACACUCCGAGGAUUAUGCCAUCAUGUGUAAUAUCCGAGGCUCCGGAUCGGUCAGACGGCCGUACGGUCAGGACGCUCUGGUCGCCGGACCCGUUCACGAGUACGAGGUCGGCCCGGAGUACGACCCACGAACUUUGAGCCCUAACCCAACCUUCUACGAGGACUACGACGAAUCUAACACGGGACGAUACGAGGCGUUUGAGGGGCUGCGGGCGGAGGAGUGCGGUGUGUUAAACGGCUGUGAGAACGGACGGUGUGUGAGGGUGCAGAAGGGAUACACCUGCGACUGUUUCGAUGGAUACACACUCGACAUGUCCCGAAUGGCCUGCGUCGAUGUAAACGAAUGCACCGAGCUCAACAAGCGAAUGUCUCUGUGCAAAAACGGGAAAUGCAUCAACACACAGGGUUCGUAUAAAUGCCAGUGUUUGCCGGGAUACACGCCGUCAGAGAGACCCAACUACUGCGUUCCCAUCGUCCCCAGCGCCAGCACCGGCACCGAGUGACCACCAGGGGAUGCCACCAUCAUAUCACACACUCACACACACACACACACACACACACACACAACAAACAUACACACAACAAACACACAUGCUCUUAUUUAAUCUACGCCCAUAUAAUCUGCACUGUAUUAUAACACACACACACACACACACACACACACACACACAAAACGACAAUAGAAUUCUACUUGAGAUGAAGAUAAAAGUUGAACACAUUUCUAAUCUUAUUGAGAGAAAAUAGAACUGUAUAAAAUUGUGUUUACUGUCUUUAUGUCUUUAUCUUCAUUUUUUUCAGUUAUUAAAUUAGAAGGAAUUUUUAUUUUAUUUUAUUUUAUUUUAUUUUUUUGAGGAGACAAACCCUACGAAGUGAACACUGGGGGAUGAAACGGCGUUCUUUACCCAGCGUGAGACUGAUACUUUAUUUUAUUUCAUAAAAUUAUAUUCCGCUGUUCGUUUUCCUCUCUCGUCCCUCCUUUCCUCUCUCUACCCACAAUCCUCUGCUUGUCUCCUCCGCGUCUCGGGUUCAUCUGGAACACGCAAAGUGCUAAUGUUACGUUUACAUCCUAAAAAGCAGCGUUUACGACGUUAUAUCUCCGUAUCACAUCGAUUCUGUGCAGGAACGUCUCACAUCCGAUCCGUCUCCUGAACGGAGUUAUCCGAAAUCCGUCCAAAACCCUGGACCUAUUUUCACAAUUUUGAAAGAGUUCUUUAUUUGUCCCUUUUGGAGAACCCUUAACGUUUCUAUGUAGAAUAUCUUCCCGUUCUUGAAACCUAAGAACCUGAAUGUUAUCCCAUAAUCCCUAAAAAAAUAUAUAUAUAGAACCUUCUAACUGUUCUUCCAUCAGAGCAGGUUCCAAGUAGAACUCCUUUAGGAGGAUAAGAACCCUCACUUAUUACGAAGAACUCCUGAAGAAUGCAGGACCCUAUAAUUUUUAGUUGUUUAUCAGAAUGGGUUCUAAGUAGAAUUCUUUUGGAAGGCCGAGGACCCUUAAUUAUCCAAAGAGUAAUGAUUUAAAUCAAACAGACCUCUAUAAUUGUCUCUCCAUCAAAGAAGGUUCCAGAUAGAACCAUUCUCAAACGAUAACAACACUUAGUUAUUACAGAGAACCUUGGAAAUGAGUGUUUAUCAGAAACAGUUCCAAGUAGAACCAUUUUAUCAGAAAGUAAGAACCUUUAAUGAAAUAGUAUAGAACUCUUAUAGCUGUUUUUCUAUCAGGCUCCAAGUAGAACCUUUUUAUCGGAAAGUAAGAAUGCUCAAUCAUCCAAAGAAGCCUUAAAUAAUAUAGAACCCUAUAACUGCUUUCAUAUCAGAGAAAGUUCCGGGUAGAACCGUUUUGGAAAGCCAACUUUCUGAAGAAUCUGGAGAGUGUGGAACCCUACAAUUGAGUGUUUAUCAGAAAUGGUUCUAAGUGAAAUUACCCUCAAUUAUCCAAAGAACCGUUAAAUGAUACAGAACUCUAUAAUUGUUUCACUAUCACAGAAGGUUCCAUGUAGAACCAUUUUGGAAACAUAACAACACUUACUUAUUACAAAAAACUCUACAAAUGAGAGUUUCUGAGAAACAGUUCCAAGUAGAACCCUUUCAUCGUAAAGAAAGAACCUUUAAUUAAAUCAUGUAGAACUCUUAUAUAACUGUUUUUCGAUCAGGUUCCAAGUAGGACCGUUUUAGAAUUCUAAGAGCCCUCACUUAAGACAGACAUCACCCUGGUUAUUUCAGUGUUCUUCGGAUCAUUAAGAUUUCUCAGGUUCCAAAAUGGAAGUCUUUCUGAUUAACACUCGGUUGUAGGGUUCUCCAGAGAAUCCUUAAAUGUUCCUGCAGAGGAAUAACCGAAGAACCCUUUAUGGUUCUAAGAGUCUAGGUAGCCUCCUCUUGAAUAGAACACUAAUUAAUAAUAUUUUGAAGAAGCCAUCGUAACAAAGUUAAGUGUGUUAAACAUUGUACUUAUUAAAAAACAAACUGUAGAUACAUCGUAACUUUCCACCAUUAAAGCCUUCAAGCUAAUAGCCUGCAAAUAGCUAAUUAGCAACGAGCAUAUGAGAUGACACAUAGUCAGUGAGAUGCUAAUGCAGUGCAUUGUGGGUAAUACACAUUCUUACCAAGAAAUUAAGAUUAAGAAGAAAGUUGUAAUUCUAAAGUUUUAGAUUUUUUAUUAACGAAUAAAGGAGAAGUUCUAGUAGGAACAUUAACUCGUGAGAAUUUUACCACAGUGACAUGAUUUUAUAAUAGUGUUUUUGUAUUAAUGAUAAAAAAAAAAUAAAGUUCUUUGUGUCUGGGACAUCGAAAAACAAAAUAUUUUCGUUUAAAAUUCCUGUUUCCGUUCCAUAUUUAUCCGCCGUUUUUCCGAGCGGGAAAACUGACCUAGAAUCGGACCGUCGUUUUUAUUUUCCAAGAUGGAGAAACUGAUUCUAGAUCCGCGGUUGAACCUCACGCUCACGUUAAACAGGGGAAAAACGCUAGCUCUGUCACAUUCGCUACUCUGAUCAUUUAGCAUUACAACAGAUAGCUAGCUAAUAACUUUAUGCAGUAAGAUUAGAUAUAGCUAGUGGGCUAGCGGUACACCGAGAGAGGCUCAUCGUUGGGUAGUUAAAUAGCUAGCUAGUAUCACUUUAUAAAAUAGAGUACAGCACAGGAGCUGAACAUCGUCUACAGAACCGAGAUCAACACUAACGUGGAACACAGCAGCAGCAGCAGCAGCACACUCUGCCACGGAGCUAGCAUAACAUUUAGUAGCUGUCAUGCCAUUUUUUUAGCUGGCUAAUCAUUGAGUAUCUGUUAUAUUUCCGUAUCCGAUUUCAACAACAAUUGUGCAAUUUUAAAAAAAUUUGGCGAACUUUAGCUAAUGAUGUGCCAAAAAAAUAAUCAUAAAUCCCACCCACUCUCAACCUCUGAAUUUCAUUGGUUGUCACACAUAACGACUCGGAAAUCGGAAGUGUCCUUUUUUUUAUUUUAGUUCUUGUUUAUAAACUGAUCAGUGUUCAAAUAAGAUUCCAAAUCUUUCUGGAAGUGGUUCCGCUUUGCAAAAUUAGCUAGUUGUAGUAACCUUAUAAAUUGGUAAAUUAGCUAGUACAGUAAUAUACUAACUUAAUACUAAUAAACUAGCCAGAUAUAGUAACAAGACUAGCCUUGCAUAUUAAUGAAUUAGCCGUAAUAGUAAAGUACAGUUACUACUGUAGCAUAGUAACCUAGUACUAGUAAAUUAACUAGCUCCAUUAGCCGCGUAAUUUAGUAAAUUAGCUAGUAGUGUAAUAUAGGAAACUAGUACUGGGAGAUUAGCAGGUAUCGAAACAGUAACCUCCUGUGGUUACUUUAAGUAGCUAGCUGUAGUAACCUUGUAUAUUAAUAUAUUAGCCAGUUAUAGUAUCCUAGUAAAUUAUCUAGCUGUAAUAAAUUAGUAUCUUAGUAGAUUAAUAAAUUAGUUAAUACAGUAAUAUAUUAAGAGAGUACCAGUACAUUAACUAGCCGUAGUAUCCUAGUAAAUUAGCUAGUCAUAGUAAAUUAGCUAGCUAUUGUAUCCUAGUAAAUUUGCUAGAUGUAGUAAAUUAGUAAAUUAGCUAGCUAUACUAAGUUAGCUCGCUAUUAUAUCCUAGUAAAUUAGCUAUCUAUAGCAAAUUAGUAAAUUAGCUAGCUAUUGCACCCUAGUAAAUUACCUAGCUAUAGUAAAUUAGCUAGCUAUUGUAACCUAGUAAAUUACCUAGCUAUAGUAUGCUAAUUAGUUAGCAUAGUAACUGAGUACUAGUGAAUUAAUUAAUGCAGAAAUAAUAACCUCCUGUGUUCAGUUAGCUAUUUAAAGUUCACCUGGCGUCUUUGUGAAACUAGAACUAAAGCUAAAACCGUUUUGACGUGUUCUACGACAAAACUGUUAGCAUAGCAGUGCCGUAGCAAACGAACCCUCGCUAGCGUGAACGUCAGGUAACUUGGGUAAAUGAGAUAAAUAUGGAACAUAGCUUUUAGCCUUUAGAUUUUUUUACUAGAAAAACUCAACUCUGUGAAAAAAAAAAUUAAGUGCCUUCAAUCGACUUUUAAUAUUUUUUUUUCUUGAACCCAAAUGAUUUUAUUCGGAGAAAAGUCUUGCCAGGUUGCAAAGCUGCUAUUAAACAGCCGUGUGGGAUUUCGUUUUUUUUGUUUGUUUGUUUGUUUCUUUCUUUCUUUUUCUUGCUUUUUUUCUUUUUGUACAUUUAAACAGAAGAGUUUUGAUAAACAGUUUGAUGUAUUUGUAAUUUGUACAUGAAUAAAUUAGCUCUUGUACGUUUCUCCGUAUGCAAAUGUAUAUGAAUAAAUCUUAAUAAAUCACCAACGGUGAUAUUUCCACA